AUGCACAAUGCACUUUUCCAAAAUCACCAGUAUGGACGGCUUAUGGUUGUGAACGCUGGCAAAAAAGGUGCACCAACUCCUGCUGCCACCCCUGCUGCCGCUCCGGCCCUGCUCCUGGAGCAACUGGUUGCACCAGGACCUGCAGCUGGCGGCAAGGCAGGAUCAAGAGACGUGGUUGAAGAAAUCAGGAAAGAAAUUAUGGUUGUGAACGCUGGCAAACAAGGUCCUGCACCAGCUCCUGCUGCCACCCCUGCUGCCGCUCCGGCCCCUGCUCCUGCACCAGGACCUGCACCUGCCGGCAAGGGAGGGUCAAGAGACAUGGUUGAAGAACAGAGGAAAGAAGUACCUAUUCCAGACGCAUCGCUCAGCGCAGAUGUCGCUCCAGUAAACGUUCAAUCACUUAAUGUAGUGCAAUUUCAUGACAACGACGGUUCCUUCACGACAAUUUACCCCAUGAAAUGUGGAUCGAAAGUAAAGGCGCUGUAUCAAGUAGAAGGCAUGGCC
Messenger RNA from Ostertagia ostertagi, 504 nucleotides. Lineage: Eukaryota; Metazoa; Nematoda; Chromadorea; Rhabditida; Trichostrongylidae. The record is from the annotation of a GenBank genome assembly.